AUGUAAAUGUAUCCAUGUAGCGCAGGACUGCUUAAAGUUAUUGACGUUUGAGUGAUGAAUCAUAGGCAAUGGUGGACGAAGCACACAAAUAGAGAACAAAAGUAUUUUAAUGUACUUAAACAUUAAUCAAUCAGUACUUUUUACUUUUAAUACUUAUUUAGCUUUUUUAUAUUUUCCAUCCUACUAUUUGGAAUACAUGUGUGUGUGUGUGGGAGGGGAGAUGGGGGGGGUGUAUGAUGUGAUGUGUAUAUGUCUAGAACUGAGAGAACUGAAUUUGGUACUUGCAGUAGUUCUGACAGGCCAGGUGGCAUUAUUUGUGAAUACACUCAAAGAGCGCGCAAAGAAAGCUGUCUCUCAGACAGCAUGUGAUCCUGAAUUGAGAUCUUGUUCAUGGCUUAUUGUGCUUGAACGGUCAAAUACACACAUUUAUGUGUCAAAAUGCCCGUCUUGGCAAGUAAACACAGUGGGUUAUGUCUUAAGUGAACAUAAACAACUCGGAAAGAAAUCUGAUGUGUAUCGAUAUAUUGGAUUUGUGGAUUAGGUCUUAAAGUGACAGCAGCCUAAUAUAAGCCUGCUGCUGCCUGUGUCAUUAAUGUUUAUCAAACAACAAAAGAAAAAGAGAAAAUCUUACUGCUCUUAUCUGAAUAACUUUUAUAUUUAAUAUUUUUUAUAUUUAAUAUUUGCAGUUUUACUUACAAUAUAUUAGGCUAGGUUUGCUGUGGUAUGGAUGGGGUCUUCUGGCGCCAUUGUGUACACUGUGUCAGAAGGGUAGCCCAUUGUCUUUGACUUUUAAAACCCCCCUCUACUGAGUCAGUUCUUUUUGCUUUUUGCAGUCAGUCAAAAACAUAUGCCGCAGUGUAGUCUGAUAACAGAAUAAAUGAAUCUCAUGUGUCGGUUCUUUUUAAUGAGUCGGAAACAGCACAGCCAGUGCAGUGCAAUUCCCAAAUAAAUGACUGUAAUAAGUGGGUACUUUUAAGUGAAUCAAAGACACACAACUAACUAACCAGUUACUGACUGACAGUUCAUGUGACAGCGUGUAGUUUAAUAUACACAUUCUGUCAGUAGUAUUUUAUAUAUAAUAUUUUAUACAUUUUUUGUAUUGUUGUUCAGUAUAUAUAGUUAAGGCCAGUUUUUGGAUUGCAUUAGUAUAGUGGUUUGGUUCAGAGAGUUUCACACCGCUUUGAGGAUGGGUGCAAACUGACACUGUGCUUUGAGAGAUGAGGAGAUGCUGUAUGUGUUGUAGAAGCUCACUGUGUACCAGAGCACAUGGUUUGCUCUUUAUUAGCAAGUACCAACUCUGUUUGAAAUUGAUUCAAAAGGAUCAUUUCUGAAUUCACGCUGCACAAUGUCAUAUCUAUCAAUUUAUAAAGGCCUUUUAAAGAAGGGUGCAUUCAAAGUAAAUGAUGGUUUGCUCAAGGCUGUUGAUCUGCUGAAUUUCAAACAAACAGUGCUAUAACUUCUUGCUUUUCCUGUAUUCUGCUUCCGCUGUCUUUCCAUUGCUGAACUGUAUGCCUAUGUGUAUCUAUGUUAGAUUAGUCUAGUUAAUAAAGUAUUUUGUGUCACACAUAAAGCUGUUUGUGGUCCCUAAUCAUGCAGAUUUUGGCUACAUGCUCUGAGUUACAUUUCUUAACAUUUUCUUCACGUUUCUUUACAGUAAGAAAGUUAGCUAACACUUUAUUUUACAGUGUCUUUGUUACACGUUACAUGUAGUUACUAUAGUAUUUACUAUAAAUUGUGCUUAAUUACUUCCAACUAACCUAAAGCACACCCUAAUCCUAACCCUAACCCUAUAGUAAGUAUACAGUACUUAAUUAUUAUUACUCAGUGCUACACUAUAACACAGACACCUUAAAAUAAAGUGUAACUGAAAGUUAUUUCUCAUACCCCAGAAAUUUACAUUUCUUAGAGUUAAUAAACAAUUAACACUGAGUGUUCGCUGGAUGAACAGGUUCGUUAAUUCUGCUACAUCAAGUUAAUUCUUACAGCUGAUCUAAAUAUUUAGAAUUAAUUAUUCAUAUUUCCCUUUGAGCUAAUUUGCUACAUCACAGAGUAAUUAUGUUGCAUUCAAGGCCUAGAACAUAACAGUAGCCCUUAUAUUUGCCACAAAUGAACAACAAAUAAAUGAUACUUGAAUUCGUACAUGUUUUAUUUUUUGGAUGUGUUUCAUGGUAGUACCGUAGUAGUCAUGGAAGUACCUUGGACUAUGAUGGCACAUUCAAUUUCAGUGCCAAGGUAUUAAUUACCAACAGUGUAUAAUGGUACUGCUACUGUAUCUUCUGUAGUACCUGCUGCAGUGUUCACACUGAAUUUAGAUAAUACUAAUUAGAUAUAGUUUGUGUAAUCAAUAUAAUAACAUUUACAUUAAACCACACAUACAGGAAGAUUGAUAUAGUGAGUGAUAGAAUGCCUUGGUGUUAAUGCUGGGGGUGUUAAUGGUCUUCACACUUCUACACAUGUGUGGUUUCUGGUUGAAGACAGAUGUGUAUUUAACAGAGUGGACCAAAAAUAUCUGCAGCAAACCAAAAAAGAAAUCAACAAAGAGAUUUCAGUCUUGUUGUGUUCUGACUUUUCAAAUAAGAUGCUCCAGUGUAUUCUUCUGGCCACCCUGCUGAUAUCCUCAGUUUGUGCUUUUGACAUGGAAAUGCACAGAGGAAACUUUACUGAAGAUGAACUUGAAGAAAUCUUGGGUGAGAUGGCACCAGCCCAACAACUCCCUGGAUUGUGCUGGGCUUGCAAGUGGGCCAUGCGGAAAGUGAGAGGCCUAAUCUCCAGUACAGCAACUCAGAGUGACAUUAAACGGGUGCUGUCACAUGUCUGUGAUGAGAUUGGGUUCCUAAAAUUCAUGUGUAGGAUAUUUGUGAAUAAGUAUCUAGGUGUUCUGAUUGAAGAACUUUCAACUACUGAUAACGCAAGAACCAUCUGUGUUAACGUUGGUGUUUGCUAAUAAAGAGCAUAGAGUAAAUGACCUUUCUCCUAUGUAUCGAAGAAAUGCAAAAUGUCAUUUUUUCGAGUGUUAUCUUUAGCUGGAAACGUUGAUGAAAUUCUUUACUAUAGAGCUAAUGGUGUGAUUAUUGUGGGUUUGUAUUUCACACUGUCUGUUGCUACAAAUGAAAGCAGAAAUGACUUGAAGUUUUUUGCAUAUUUGUCACAUACACUCAGCUUUCACUGUAUUUUUUCCUGCAAUAAACUGCUAAAUAAAUGUGUGAACAAACUUUCAUGUUUUGUGUGGCAUGAUGCUAAACUCCUCUUCUCCGAUUUUUGGUGAUACUUUUACAAUCAUAUUAUUUUAUAGGUCCGUUUCUUGGUCUAUCUCAUGCCCAUUUCAAACUCAUAAUUUCUUCUAAUUACUCAGCAAAGAAGACCAUUUGCAGAGAGAAUUAUACAAUUAAAUGGGCUUGAGUGACAAGUAUGAACAAACAUAUUUGACCAUAUAAAUAAUUAUCAUAAAAUACAUAAUAACUGCACACAUUUAGACAAUUAGACAAUAUUUACAAACAAAUGUGUUCAAACGUUUGCCCAUUAUAUAACUUUGUAAUCAAAACAUAAACAAUACUAGCUUUGCAUGCAGCAGAACCUGAUACACGCUGCAACCUGCGACUGCGAGGCUGUGGUGACUAUAUAUGGAAGUGAAUUAAUGACAGUGAUGUGUUGCUGGUGUCCAUCCCAUCACAGGCAGAAAUAUAUUAUAUGAUUAAAAUUAUUUUUGAAGGCUGAAAAGUGAUUUCCAUUGGAAGUCAGUUGUUUCCUUUGACACCAGCUUCUUUUGUUAACCUGCUUUAUCAAACGCUAACUAUCAUUCACAUGGGCCAUUUAUGCUUGGACCCCAACGAUUGCCACUUACGGCUAUAUACAUAUAUAUAUAUUGCCACCUAUUCAUUGUAGAAAUGGUCACAAACAGCAUCAUCUGGUCAAAUCAGUAGUGAAAUGAAUUAAAAUUCAAUUUAAUACGAUUUACUUUUUAAAAAAAUAUUUCAUGUAAUACAAUGAGACAUUUAUGAAGUGUACCGCAUAGUAGGGAUGACCUAUCUAUAGUCAAACUGAAACACAUUUUGAGAUACAACACCAAGCUCAGAAAGAUAUUAUGGUUGUAAAUGUACUUUUUAAAAAAACUUUUUUAUCUGUACUGCUGUC
Megalobrama amblycephala (Wuchang bream) is the source of this 4131-nucleotide messenger RNA. RefSeq names its product antimicrobial peptide NK-lysin-like. The transcript has 4 exons. Lineage: Eukaryota; Metazoa; Chordata; Actinopteri; Cypriniformes; Xenocyprididae. Bases 2579 to 2944 code for a protein of 121 amino acids. The record is from RefSeq and is a predicted model, not a curated record. Gene Ontology annotation, biological process: lipid metabolic process; defense response to bacterium.